AGUCAGUAUUACUCUAGUUACUGUGAAAACUCACCGAUAUUGCGUCCCAACAAAACUUUAAAAUUUCAUUAAAAUCUAAUUUCUGUAAAACAAAAAGUGAAAAUAAUUUGUUUAUUAUACCAGUUUUCUCGUAAUCCAUUAACUAAUCAACAUCAUGUCAGCUUCAAAAGUUUGGUCCAAAUUUUCCGUCAAAAAAGGUGGUGAUACCAUCAAUCUACGUGUAGUGGAUAUGCCUGAAAAUCUUAGUGAUGAAGUCAUGAAUUUCUACCUUAAUUAUUUCACUAAGGAAGACGCUGCCUGCAAAGCAGCUGGAGUUUCAAAAAAUCCAGAAGCAAUUGAAGAAUUGCGUGCUACCAUGUUUGAAUUUGCAAAAGAAAAAGGAUUUCACGCUGUAAUCUGCUGUUUGGAUAACGGUGACGAUCCAAUCAAGGAUUUUAUUGGAGCGUCUAUGAUGGCGUUAGUGUCUAAGGAAGAACCUAUGCCUGAGUUUAAAUUUAAAGCAGAAGAAUUGAACAAAAUGUUUGAAUUAUAUUUCGGACUGGAAGCUUAUUACGACGAAGCUAAAGAAUUUGGUUUGGACAGUUACUUCAGUGACAGAGGACUAUUCGUUCAUCCUGAGUACAGAAACCUGAACAUUGAGCAGGAGCUCCUUAAAGUCAGGCGUCUGAUAUCUAAAGAGCGAGGUAUAUCGUUGGUUGGAACUUGGUUAACUACUCAAGAACUGCAGAAAGCUGCUGAAAGUGAUGGUUGGGAGACAGCGUGUGAGGUCAAAUAUGAAGAACUCGGUCAAAAAUAUGGAGUCAAUUUCGAUGCCGACACUGUUUCUUGCAAAUAUAUGUUUGCUAGAACAAAAUGAAUUAAACAACGUCAAAAUAUUUAAAACAAAAUGUUGUUGUUUGUCGAAAUAUUAAAUAAAUGUUAUU
Molecule: messenger RNA, 923 nt
Organism: Spodoptera litura
Lineage: Eukaryota; Metazoa; Arthropoda; Insecta; Lepidoptera; Noctuidae
Source: RefSeq, a predicted model, not a curated record